Molecule: messenger RNA, 1785 nt
Organism: Centruroides sculpturatus (bark scorpion)
Lineage: Eukaryota; Metazoa; Arthropoda; Arachnida; Scorpiones; Buthidae
Exons: 3
Coding region: 345-1772 (475 amino acids)
Source: RefSeq, a predicted model, not a curated record
GACGUGAGACAGAUCUCGAGAGAGCCGCUCUCGCUGCUGAAAAAUUCGAACGGGAACAGGUGGGCAAACGGUUCGACCCACGAAAAAAGUCUAAGCCAAUUAACGUAGAGAUAAGAACCCGCUGGAUCGGCGAUAAAGAUUCUAAAGCGUUUGUUGAGGAGAUAAGAAUUAUCAGACCAUUGUUAAGUAGAGAUCGGAGUUACACAACUUGCUCGAACCAUCGCCAGCAAUCGGUUCCACCAAUUACUCCCCUCUUUCUCUUUCUUAUCGCCAAAUUUUAUCGCUUAAAAAUUGACGUCGCCUGCCGAAUCGUUCACAACUCGCAAUUAUUCUUUGGUGAAAACAUGAAACUCGCUUUCCUCCUCUUGGCCGUUCUAGUUGCCGCCGUUGCCUCCCAGGAUGUCGAUCCUGAAAACGACAUUUGGCAGCCCGAAUACGACUACGGCCCGGAACAUCCGGUCGUGGUGAAGGGCAAAAAUUACAUAUACGAUUACAAAAAAUGGAUUCCCACUAAGGCGGCCAAACAUUCUAAAUCUGGAACUACCAAAAAAGCGAAAGGUACCAGAAAGCCGCGAAAACCUUACGACUGGACCAAAUGGAUUCCGUCCCACGUCAAAUCUUUCAUUCCCUCGUCCAGCAAAUCCUUCGACUGGAAGAGUUUCGUUCCAAAGGAUCACCAGUCUUUCGUUCCUUCCUCCUUCGGAUCCUUCGAUUGGAAGAGCUUCGUUCCUUCGGAUCAUCAAUCUUUCGUUCCUUCCGAUCAUCAAUCCUUUGUUCCUUCGGAUCAAUCUUUCGUUCCUUCCUCCUACGAUUGGAAGAGUCACAUGCCUGACAACAAGAAGUCUUUCGAUUGGAAGAGCUUCGUUCCUUCGGAUCAACAGUCCUUCAUUCCUUCGGAUCACCAAUCCUUCGUUCCUUCGGAUCACCAAUCCUUCGUUCCUUCGGAUCACCAAUCUUUCGUUCCUUCCGAUCAGCAAUCUUUCGUUCCUUCCUCCUACGAUUGGAAGAGUCACGUGCCUGCCGACAAAAAGUCUUUCGAUUGGCAGAGCUUCGUUCCCGAGGACCAAAAAUCCUUUAUCCCUUCGGAUCACCAAUCUUUCGUUCCUUCCGACCAGCAAUCUUUCGUUCCUUCCGACCAGCAAUCUUUCGUUCCUUCCGAUCACCAGUCUUUCCUUCCCUCGGAAUUUAAGGCUUUUGAAUGGAAGAGCUUCAUUCCUAAGGAUCGCCAGUCUUUUAUUCCGUCCGACCACAAGUCAUUUAUUCCUUCCGGCCAGAAGUCUUUCAUUCCCAAAGAACAAAGGGCUUUCGAUUGGAAGAGCUUCAUUCCUAAGGAUCGCCAGUCUUUUAUUCCUUCCGACCACAAGUCUUUUAUUCCUUCAGGCCAGAAGUCUUUCAUUCCAAAAGAACAAAAGGCUUUCGAUUGGAAGAGCUUCAUUCCUAAGGAUCGCCAGUCUUUUAUUCCUUCCGAUCACAAAUCUUUUAUUCCUUCCGGCCAGAAGUCAUUCAUUCCAAAAGAACAAAGGGCUUUCGAUUGGAAGAGCUUUAUUCCUUCCGACCACAAGUCAUUUAUCCCUUCCGGCCAGAAGUCUUUCAUUCCCAAAGAACAAAGGGCUUUCGAUUGGAAGAGCUUCGUUCCUAAGGAUUACCAGUCUUUUAUUCCUUCCGAUAAGAAAUCUUUCGAUUGGAAGAGCUUCGUGCCCGAAAGUCACCAGAAUUCCGACUGGCACAGUUUCGUUCCUUCCAGCUUUCGUUCUCACUUAGGAAGCGCAUAAAGACCAAAGACAA